AUGCCGCCCACCAACGCCCCACCAUACUCUUUCAAGCCGGUCGAACCCGUGUCAUCAACCGAAGACGGCGCUUCCACCAGCCACUUUCGCGCUUUCAUUCGCUCCUCACGCCCAAUCGAAUCGGUGCCAGACUCGGAAGGCGAGGAGCUUUCUUCCGACGAGGACGACGAUGAGAAUCAAGACCCGCGCUCUCGAAAAGCGUCACCAUCCUCUUCGAAGCAACUCACCCUGGAACCAGAAGAGUUCCGCAUCGGCGAUGUCGUCUACCUUCCCUCGUCCUACCAAGCUCCUCUUGCAGGGGUGCUUACACAUCUCUGGACAGACGCUUCUGAGGAGGGCAAGAUCUUUGGCGUAUGUCGACUACUCCAUUGGCCAGAAUGGAUGUCGACCAUGGCCAAAAAACGCAUGGCCGGCAUCACCAGCCGACACGAAAUUUACUACACCCACAAAGCCACUAGCCUCAACAAGCGCAGGACCAAGACAAGUGCAAGGUCAGGCAAGGAAGGCGACACUUUCGAGGCCGGUCCUUCACUUCAUGACUACUCGUUCGACGUCGACGAGAUCAUCGCCAAGGUGCACAUUCACUCGAGCCAACCAGAGUGUUCGAAAGCCAUCAAGGAGUCUUCUGCGCUUUCGACGAUUCAGCCCAAUCUCCCUACCGACGACUCCUCAGAAGCAGCAACCGUAACCCCAAAUGCGAGCGGCAAGAAAAAGGCGGCGAAGACGCACACCCUCUACAAAAACAAGUCGUUCCCGACGCAUCUCUUCUGCGAGCGUGCAGUGGAUCCAAAUCGAGAACUCUUCUGGAAGAUCGAUUGGGCCAAGUUGAUCGAAAAGGGAAAGCAGGGUGCAGGUUGGGACCUCAAAGACGACUCUUCCGAUGUGGCCACUUCGCAGGGUCAAGGCGUCAAAGACCUCGUCGAGCAAGUGCAGAGGGACACCAAUUCUGCCUCCGGGGAACGUCUCAACACGCCCCAAAAGACACGCGUCCGGGCCUCUACACCUUCCUCCGUGGUUCCCGCCUCGGACCUGGCCUCGUCAUCCAGGCCCAAUCGCACUCGGUCCACGGGCACUCCUUCAUCCAUUGCCGACAUGAACGAUUACACUCCCAAACGCCGACCUGGACGGCCGCGUAAAGAGGACUCGCUCUCUGCGGGCGUCGCAGCUCCCAAGCGCAAGUACAAUCGCAAAAAAGCCAACGGCGGCUUCUCAUCCGAUUCCGACGUAGCCUCCGACGACUCGUUCCAGAGCGGCGACGAGUUCUUGGUCGAAGACAACUUGCUCGUUAAAGCACGACACCUCGACACGCCCGAUUCGUCCGACAAUGAGGGUUCGCAGUUCAGUGCCCCUCCCAGCGACGUCGAUGUCGAUGUUGAUGACGACGACGACGAUUUCGGCAAGACGUUCAACCUCACGCCUCGAAAACGUGCCAAACUUGCGAACGAUGCUCCACCCAUGACACCUACCAAACGACGUGUACUGUCCACUCCGCAAAAGAUGGCCUUGGGGCUAGCGAGUCCCGCCAAAGCGCAAGCGACACCUCGAUCCAAAGCGCGUCUCAUGGGUCUCAAAGCACGAAGCUUACCGCAUCCGACGUUACCCGCACGGCCGCCCAAACUUUCACUGUUGCCCAACGAAGAUGCACAGAUGCUCAGCCCGCACGACCGCGCCAAACGGUUGCUCCACGUCGGCGCCACGCCCGACCAUCUGCCCUGCCGUGAAGACCAGUACGAAGAAAUCAUGGCCUGCGUCGAGGACGCUGUCGAGGAAGGCAUCGGAGGCUGCGUCUACGUCUCUGGCGUGCCCGGAACCGGCAAGACUGCGACAGUCCGAGAGGUCAUCCGUGCACUCACGGCCCGGGCGGAACGCAACGAGAUGAACCCGUUCUCGUUUGUCGAGAUCAACGGGAUGAAGCUGGCAGAUGCGUCGCAGGCGUACACGCUGCUGUGGUCGGCGAUUUCUGGAGGACAGCGGACAUCCCCGAAAACGGCGCUGGGGCUGUUGAGCUCGCAUUUCGCGCGUGUAGGGGCCAAGAUGUCUGGUGGCGCUGCGGGCGGCGCGGGCGUGGGCGCGGGUCCAGGAAGGGCGGCGACUGUGGUUCUGAUGGACGAGCUUGAUCAGCUGGUGACUGCGAGGCAGGAUGUGAUGUACAACAUGUUCAAUUGGCCCAACACGAGGGGUUCGAGAUUGGUGGUCAUUGCGGUGGCCAACACGAUGGAUCUGCCCGAGAGAACGCUAAACGCUAAAGUGGCGAGCAGGUUGGGCAUGACGAGGAUCACGUUCAUGCCGUACACCGAUCGACAGCUCGUCGAGAUUGUCAAGUCGCGCCUUGGCAUCACCGCGGACUCUUCCACGGCCGAGGCCGACCAGGAGACGAGUGGCGCAUGCAGCGGAGUGCUCAGCAUCGACGCGAUCACGUACGUUUCGAAACGUGUCUCAAACGUCUCUGGUGACGCACGACGCAUGCUCGACGUGUGCAGACGCUCGAUCGAGCUCGUCGAACUCAAGGCCAAAACCACUGGUCUGACGGUGCCUAAACCGGUGACGAUCCUCGACAUGAAGAGCGUGCUCGACUCGAUGGUCAAAUCGGGCAAAGUGUCGCACAUCCUCUCGCUGCCGUUGCACGCCAAGACCCUCCUCCUCAGCCUGCUUUCAUGCCUGCGCAGGAGCGGCUUGGCAGAAGCAGAGCUCGCAGAUGUCAGCAGUCACCACAAAGCCAUCUGUAGAAUGUACGCCAUCACCUCAGCGUCAGAGGAAGGCACGUCGCUCAACGCCCCACUUGCCACCUUGACGUCGCUCGGGCUCGUCAUCUGUGUAGGCCAAGGUGCAGGAACGGGAAGAGCGGCUGGCUUCGCGAGAUUAAUGCUGGCUUGUCAGGAGGAUGAGGUCAGACUGGCAUUCGAACACGAUCCGGACGAACGCCUGCGCAAGAUGCUCUAG
Messenger RNA from Sporisorium graminicola, 2940 nucleotides. RefSeq lists its product as uncharacterized. Lineage: Eukaryota; Fungi; Basidiomycota; Ustilaginomycetes; Ustilaginales; Ustilaginaceae. Gene Ontology annotation, molecular function: DNA replication origin binding; ATP binding; ATP hydrolysis activity. Gene Ontology annotation, biological process: DNA replication initiation; mitotic DNA replication checkpoint signaling. Gene Ontology annotation, cellular component: nuclear origin of replication recognition complex. The coding region runs from base 1 to 2940 and encodes 979 amino acids. The record is from RefSeq and is a predicted model, not a curated record. The transcript has a single exon.